GCAACAUCAGUCAGCAGGUGAAGGGGCAGGAAGAAGCCUUGGGGCUGCGACUGAUCAUUGGUGCACAAACCAUCAUGGUGCCCACGGUCUACGAUCCAUCGGAGCUGCGUUCAGAUGUGAAUGGCAAAGUGGUACGCUACUUGCAUGAUGAGGGAACUGAGAUUGCGAAAGGCCGU
Cladocopium goreaui is the source of this 176-nucleotide messenger RNA. The record is from the annotation of a GenBank genome assembly. NCBI's taxonomy places the organism in Eukaryota, Dinophyceae, Suessiales, Symbiodiniaceae.